AUGAUGCUGCUCAUAUGUACGAUGAGCUUCGUCUUGCGUCUCCUGUGCAUCGUAUCCGUUGCUUGCGGCAAAAACCAGCGGGACUCGAGCCAGGAAGAUCCGGAGCCGGUGACGUACUAUGUGUCGGUCAUCUCCGCAGACCUGCCGGGCCCGAGGCCGAUGGACAGCCGGGUCGACUACUUCAACAGCAGCGUGCAGCGUAGGCACAACAACGUUGGCAACCUGAGUGGGACCAACGACGGCGUCGUUCUCGCUGCAAUACCCUCGGACAUACCCCUGCGACGAGGCAGGCGCCGUCUCCUCACAUAUGGCGAGAAUGAAAUGACGCCCUCCGCAGAAGAGCGUCCGAAGCUUUUGAAGCGUCAUCUGGGAAGCACUGCGCUCUGCCUCCUGGUGGCGUGCCUGGUCCUGAUGGCCCUUCUCCUGUGCCUGGCGAUCGCCGCAUUGUGGCUUCGUGCCCGCUACCGUGCCAGGGAUAAGACCCUGUACGCCACACUGAGUGCGAGCGACCCCGACCUGCCAACGCCCGCGACCUCGUCAACGCCUGGCCGAUGGCACCUGUCCGGCGAAGGGCAGCGUACGAAUACCGCAGUAGGAACGGCUCGCUGGUCUCGCAAGGUCACGAAGAACUCGACGUCUGCGCCCGCAUUUCGGAGCACGAAGGCCAAAAGAGCCUCUUCUUUGGGCAAGAGACAAACCUCGCCCUUGCGAUCCUCGGCAGACGGCGGUCAACCGUCAGCGAUGCUGACCGAGUCGAGCGAAGCCAAGGCGACGCCCUCCCCCGCCGUUACUAACGCAGCAGAGUGCCUGACGCCGCUAAGCCUCGAAGGCGUGUUUGCAGGCUCCGCGGAGGGGCGCAAGCUGUUUCGCGUGAAGUCGACCGAGGCGCUGCUACCGCUUCGCUCGUACAGCGUUGUCCGCACGGACACCGCGGACCGGCAACGGGCGAGUGACCACCGCAGCGAUCGCGACGAGUCUGGAAAGCAGAGGAGCAGAAGUGGUGGCAGCCGAAAGCGUCGCAAGCGCCGCGUCGACCCCAGAACUGACCGGCGCUGCUGGAAGUUGCUAGGCUCGCCCCUGCCGACAGACGCCAUUGAAAAAGACAGCGAUGCCGGCGCCUCUGUCCCUACGAGUGCCACGUCGACGUUCAAAGGGGUCGACCUGAGCGAGGACUACCAUCAGUACUCCUACUCGGACGACGUCAGGCUCGCACCGGGCGCCAGUACCGUGCCUCUACCAACGAUCAUCCAGCGGUCGGUCACCAAGACCAUUCGGCGCUGGCGCACCAGAGGCAGCGCCGCAGUCUCUUCUCUGUGGACGAGCUCCUCUGCUGAGCCCUCGGUUGGAGUCGGACGAGAAGCGGUCCCGCUCCCCCUGUCGGCACGACGCGGCCGGCUGCGACAGCUAGGCUCACAGACCAUCGCCAUCACCAAGCCCGAGGAACACCACAUCUACACGAUGACUGACGCGACUCCGUGGACUCAGCUCCUGGCAUUGUGCACGGAACCCAAGCCGGUCGAAUUCCAACAGAUCAUCCAAAAUAACUCGAAGGCGGCGCUCGUGCGCUGUAACGACGGUGACGGCGACCUGUUCUGCCUUGGCGCCAGCCCAGCCGAGGAGAGGCUGGUGCGCGUGCUCCGACUGCGCCCGCAGGACGUCCGCUGGCACACCGCCCGACUCAGGCUGGCACGCGAACUCUGCAGCCUCAAGGAUAACGCCCAGAACCGGACGUCGGCAUUCUUCCUGGAUGCCAGAACCAGCCUUGUCCGUGACACAUAUCCGAAGUUGCUGUGGAACGCGCGCCAGCGCAACCGUGAAGGCCCAGCCGCAGGAGAUACAUCGCCCGAAGACCUGAAGCAGCCUGCGCACUACCUGGUGACCGAGAUCCAGUCUGGCUGGCGUCCGCUCACGUCUUGCGAGUUGCCCGGUCCGGCGCAAGCAGAGAGCGUGCUGGAGCAGGCAUGCUGGGCGCUAGCAGUUGCCGAGUCCGCGCUCGACUUCGAACACCGGCUGCCAGUGGUCGGCGCCGUGCUGGUCCGUCCCACGCGUUCGCCCCGCGUCGAGUUCACGCUACGGGGCCGUCUCGAACGGAUAGCCAGCGCGGGGUUCAAGAUCCGCUUGCAGGGACUCCAGAUGGCCAGGAUGACCAUAGACGCAAGACCGGAGUACACUGAACUGAGCCGCCACCGUGAGUUCGUCGUGGGCGAGGAAGAGAGUCUCGUGUGCGAAAGGAUGGCUUCCAGACUGAGCAACCAGGCUGCCCGGUUCAAGCCGCUGACAAACGUGCUUUGGCUUCAGCACUUGGCCGCCUGGCUAUCGCGACAGAGCGCCGAGACCGCGACUGCGCUCGCGCCGUGGGUGCGCGUGCUCGCCGUCGCCACGUCGGCCCAGGACGCGGCCGAGGAAGCCGCCGAUGUCACCGCCAAUGUCACCGCCGGCCGUCGCCCGGUGCAUCUCUUGCGCCGUCGCCGCAAGCAGCCCAAGAAGAACGCACCGAGACCUGCCGACAAAUCGGGCGGAACCGACCAUCCCUCUGCUACCGGGUCGUCUCGGCAAAAGCCGUCCAGUGCUACCGACGACGUUGUGUAGCGUUUAACAGGAAGAGUUCCCUGCACCAACCGGAGAGCCCCUUUUGUUGCAACGCCGCAGAGCCGCUUGCACUUGGUUCCUGUUGUGCUUGGACUCUCGACCCAAGGUGCACCUCCCUAAAUUGGCAGUAGUGUGCAUUUCACUCGUGGCAGUGUCAACACUGUCCGUGUCCCACAGCGCGAGCCAAAAUUCUAGCUCGGACCUUCGGUUGCGGAGAGAGCGCUUCCUGGCUUUUCAUCUUGUGUGCAAGUGAAAAUGUGCAUAAAUAAAUACUGCCAAAAGCACUGGCAGUACGGCUGG
Dermacentor andersoni is the source of this 2889-nucleotide messenger RNA. Lineage: Eukaryota; Metazoa; Arthropoda; Arachnida; Ixodida; Ixodidae. The record is from RefSeq and is a predicted model, not a curated record.